AUGCGUACAACCGUAGGCUUUUGGCUACCGGCUAGCCGAACGCUUAGACCUGUCUCCCGGCUGCACAGACGAGCUUUUUUACACACUGAUUACAGGCAUGUUGAGCUGGAGGUGGAUCCAACACUUCAGCAGAAUUGUGAUUGCGACAUAAGAGACCUGAACAGAUGUUUGAACAGUGAUAAAAAGCUAGAUUCAGCACUAGUGCUCCCGGCCAAGGUUCCAUUUUAUCAUCGGCAUGUGAUGCUCAUUUCUCCAGUGGAUCCCGCCGGACAGGAUCCGUCGUGGAAAUCAGGUUGGCAAAGCAAAUUGGAGCUUAACCCUAAAUGGCCAUAUUCGGCCAUUGGUGAACUAAAGUCCCACUUGAGAGACACACACAAAGGUGAUGGAAUUUUGAUAAACGCUAUUUCCGUGUCAAGAGGAGACCUCACUUCGCCCCAAGUGAGUACCCAAAAAGCAAGAUUCCUGACUCUUCCGGACAUGAAAGUCUACGAAAUUGAGGCUCACGAAUUGCAGGAGUUUGCAAACUUUCUUGGCGAGGGAAAAGUUCAGAAGAAUAAAAAAGUUUCUUUCUACAACUACCUGAAAGGAGCCGAUGCCGCAUCUAAGCUUCUGGACGCAAGAUCUGACCCGAAUGAGGGUCCACCCUUCAAAAUAUUCCAAGGUCAAGAUUACCAUCGAGACAUCACUUUGGUUUGCGGUCACAACGAGCGUGACGAAAGAUGUGGACUUAUUGCUCCGCAAAUAAUCGAGAAACUUGACGCUCAAGUGGAUUCCGACUUGGCUAUUAUUUCUCACAUCGGUGGCCACAAGUUUGCUGGCAAUAUCAUUUUUUACAACUUUCUGGGUCUUGACUCCAGCAAAGCGGCCAAGGUGGACGGACUUUGGUUCGGAAAAAUUCUUCCUUCGGCAGUACCUACGUUGUUAAGUCAUUUGAAAAAGAAGGAAAUCGUAACGCCAUGGUUUCGCGGCAGCUGUUCACUAUAA
This is a messenger RNA of Lachancea sp. 'fantastica', 984 nucleotides long. The record is from the annotation of a GenBank genome assembly. Lineage: Eukaryota; Fungi; Ascomycota; Saccharomycetes; Saccharomycetales; Saccharomycetaceae.